Puccinia triticina is the source of this 720-nucleotide messenger RNA. RefSeq lists its product as uncharacterized. The record is from RefSeq and is a predicted model, not a curated record. Gene Ontology annotation, cellular component: RNA polymerase I core factor complex. Gene Ontology annotation, biological process: transcription initiation at RNA polymerase I promoter; nucleolar large rRNA transcription by RNA polymerase I. Gene Ontology annotation, molecular function: RNA polymerase I core promoter sequence-specific DNA binding; RNA polymerase I general transcription initiation factor activity; TBP-class protein binding. The transcript is spliced from 4 exons. Bases 1 to 720 code for a protein of 239 amino acids. Lineage: Eukaryota; Fungi; Basidiomycota; Pucciniomycetes; Pucciniales; Pucciniaceae.
AUGAACCCCUCCUCCGUGAUCUUUGAGCUCCUCCCCAGCAGGAGGGCAGCCGAGCGGCUGUCGGUUAACCCCGCCACUGGAGGCCCUCGCAAGUUCCAUAUCCGUCGGCUCUUCGACCUCCUCCAGCUGUGCUUGUUGCGCCGCCAACACGACCAGGCCAGACAGAUCUGGUCUAUCCUCGUAAGAUGCCGGGAGGUCGAUUUCCCUGCGCUGUGGGACCUCGGUCUUCGAGUCAUGAAUCUGCCCCAUCCCUCCACCCCACUCGCUGAUCAGUCCGCAAUCGACAAUCAUCUCAACUACCUCAAGGCGUGCAGAAACCUCAGCGACCAGGAGACCGCCAAGGUCUUGAUCGAAUAUGUUUCUGUGUUGGUAUCUGUUGGUCGACUCAGAGAGGCCCUCGAUGAGCUCCAGCUCUGGCUAUCAUCCCUCCCCUGUUCUCAGCAUGCUGGACUCCAUGAAUAUGCCGGAAGACCCCUGAAACUCACCGAGUAUCUGGACGCGAUUUCGGAUCAUGUCAUGUUUGGUAGAGCCAAGGCCUACUUCGAACGAGCACAGUCACUCGACCCCACCUGUGUUCUUUCCCCUGCCUAUCUCGAACUAGUCAGUUCGCUCAAGCUGCCAUCCCUCGAGAGUUUCCAGCAGUCUGACGACACUCCCACUCUUGCCAAGAUGAGCAACUGUUCUCCUCAGGAUGAUGACGAUGAGAUCGAUCAGCUCUAA